UUGCAAGCCGCGUCGGAACGUGCACAAGGGGUCGUUUACGAAAAGCCAAUGCCCUCGUCUUGGAGAGUGCCACGGUAUAUUCUUGAACAAGGAGAAGAGGCUUGGCAAGCUAUUCGAGAUGAAUGGCACAUGGAAGUGCAAGGCAACGAUAUUCCACCCCCGCUGAAGCGCUUCGUUGACAUGAAAUUUCCCCAACCAAUUUUGGCGUCUUUGAAACAGAAAGGAAUUGCACGUCCCACUCCGAUCCAAAUGCAGGGUCUACCUGUCGCACUGGCGGGUCGGGAUAUGGUCGGCAUUGCCUUCACCGGCUCUGGUAAGACUUUAACUUUCGGUUUGCCUCUCGUAAUGGCGGCCCUGGAAGAGGAGUUACGUAUGCCGAUUGCUCCGGGAGAAGGCCCGGUCGGUAUUAUACUCGCGCCCUCCCGUGAGUUGGCUCGACAAACGUACGAACUCGUCUCGGAAUUGGCCACGGCCUUGACUACCCCACCCGCGGGCGACAGUCGAGAAAAGAAUCGGUAUCCACAGCUACGCACACAAUUAUUAAUUGGUGGCGAAUCUGUACGUGAUCAAGUGCAAACGGUUCAACAACAAGGAAUUCAUUGUGUGGUAGCCACACCGGGACGACUACGUGAUUUGCUCAAACGCAAGGCUCUCAAUCUUAUGAUAUGUCGGUAUAUAUGUCUUGACGAAGCCGAUCGGAUGCUCGAUUUAGGCUUUGACGAAGAAGUCGGAACGAUAAUGAAUCAUUUUCCGCACCAACGGCAGACCUUGUUGUUUUCCGCGACCUUUCCAAAAAAGUUUCAAGACUUUGCCCGUCAAACUCUAGUUCAACCGAUUGUGGUAAAUGUUGGACGAGCAGGAGCGGCCAAUCUCGACGUGAUUCAAGAAGUCGAGUACGUCAAGCAAGAAGCAAAAAUUGUAUAUUUGUUGCACUGCUUGCAAAAGACGGCACCGCCGGUGAUUAUAUUUUGCGAACGCAAGGGUGAUGUAGACGAUAUCCACGAAUACUUGCUGCUCAAAGGCGUACAGGCUGUAAGUAUUCACGGUGGCAAGGACCAAGAAGAGCGCAACGAAGCCAUUACGUUGUUUAAGAGUGGCCAGAAGGAUGUCUUGAUCGCAACGGACGUGGCUGCCAAAGGUCUGGACUUCGCCGCCAUUCAGCACGUAAUUAAUUUCGACAUGCCGACCGAGAUUGAAAACUACGUUCAUCGGAUUGGUCGAACUGGGCGAUGUGGCAAAACUGGUGUGGCCACCACUUUCAUCAAUAAGAGUUGUGAAGAGACAACCCUUUUGGAUCUCAAGGGUCUACUAAGGGAAGCCCGCCAACGUAUUCCUCCGGUUCUCCUGAUGUUGGACGAUCCUCGUGAGCAAAACGGUGGCGCCGGCUGUUCCUUUUGCGGCGGUCUCGGACAUACUAUUGUGGAUUGUCCCAAGAUUGACAAAGACGCUCGUCGGGUGGCGGGCGGUCAUAAAGAUGCGCUGGCUGGGGGUGGAGAUUGGUAA
Molecule: messenger RNA, 1503 nt
Organism: Phaeodactylum tricornutum CCAP 1055/1
Lineage: Eukaryota; Bacillariophyta; Bacillariophyceae; Surirellales; Neidiaceae
Exons: 1
Biological process (GO): mRNA splicing, via spliceosome
Cellular component (GO): spliceosomal complex
Molecular function (GO): RNA helicase activity; zinc ion binding; ATP binding
Source: RefSeq, a predicted model, not a curated record